Aspergillus melleus is the source of this 639-nucleotide messenger RNA. RefSeq names its product adenylyl-sulfate kinase (gene MET14). NCBI's taxonomy places the organism in Eukaryota, Fungi, Ascomycota, Eurotiomycetes, Eurotiales, Aspergillaceae. The record is from RefSeq and is a predicted model, not a curated record. Gene Ontology annotation, biological process: sulfate assimilation. The coding region runs from base 1 to 639 and encodes 212 amino acids. The transcript has 2 exons. Gene Ontology annotation, molecular function: ATP binding; adenylylsulfate kinase activity.
AUGAUGGCCACAAACAUCACCUUCCACGCCAGCGCCCUCACGCGCGCCGAGCGCAGCAACCUCCGCAACCAACGCGGCCUCACAAUCUGGCUAACCGGGCUCUCCGCCUCCGGCAAAUCCACCCUCGCCGUGGAACUCGAGCACCAGCUGCUCCAAGACCGCGGCGUGCACGCCUACCGGCUGGACGGCGACAACGUGCGCUUCGGCCUGAACAAAGACCUCGGCUUCAGCGAGAAGGACCGCAACGAGAACAUCCGCCGGAUCGCCGAGGUCGCGAAGCUGUUCGCCGACAGCGCCUCCAUCGCCAUCACCUCGUUCAUCUCGCCGUACCGGGCGGAUCGCGACACGGCGCGCGCGCUGCACGAGGUGCCGACCCCCGGCGAGGACACGGGGUUGCCCUUCGUGGAGGUGUAUGUGGAUGUCCCCGUGGAGGUGGCCGAGCAGAGGGAUCCGAAGGGGUUGUAUAAGAAGGCGAGGGAGGGGGUGAUUAAGGAUUUCACGGGCGUGAGUGCGCCGUAUGAGGAGCCGUUGAAGCCGGAGGUGCAUAUUAAGAAUGUCGAUUUGCCGGUCAAGGAUGCUGUGGCGCAGAUUAUCAAGUACCUGGAUGAGCAGGGGUAUUUGCCUGCUAAGAAGGAGUAA